Molecule: messenger RNA, 1225 nt
Organism: Fusarium oxysporum Fo47
Lineage: Eukaryota; Fungi; Ascomycota; Sordariomycetes; Hypocreales; Nectriaceae
Product: Intradiol ring-cleavage dioxygenase
Exons: 2
Coding region: 124-1080 (318 amino acids)
Biological process (GO): catechol-containing compound metabolic process
Molecular function (GO): ferric iron binding; catechol 1,2-dioxygenase activity
Source: RefSeq, a predicted model, not a curated record
CGGCGCGACCUCCACGUUCUGACCCAAACGUCUUUUCCCUCAUCAUCACCCAUCCCCAGAUACCCCAGAUCUUUUAAGUUCUUCUUUUUCUUCUCCAGACACUUCCCUCCAACCAUCAUCAAAAUGGCCUCCAACGGUACAAACGGCACCAACGGCGCCACGGCGCAAUCAAAAUUCGACCCCAACUUCACAGACCAUGUCAUCGGCCUCAUGAGCCCCGAGACCGACCCUCGCCAGCGUGUCAUCCUCACCUCUCUCAUUCGUCACAUGCACGAUUUCUGCAGAGAAGUCGAGCUCACUCAGGACGAGUGGAUCAUCGGCGUCAACUACAUCAACUCUCUUGGCCAGGCCUACAAGAAGAACCGCAACGAGACAUGGCGCGUCUGCGACAUUCUCGGAAUUGAGUCUCUCGUCGAUGAGAUCAACCACAAGGUCGUCACCGAAGGCGGCAAGGCCCCUACAUCCUCCAGCAUUCUCGGUCCCUUCUGGUCUCCCGAGACCCCCUUCCGCGACCUCGGCGCCAGCGUCGUCCAAGACAUGCCCAAGGACGGCCAACUCACAUUUUUCCACGGCGUCAUCCGCGACGUUGAUACCGGAAAGGGAAUCCCCAACGCCGUCUUCGACAUGUGGCAAGCCAGCACCAACGGCAAAUACGACGCCCACGACCCCGAGAACCAAUCGCGCCACAACCUUCGUGGCAAGUUCCGCACCGACGCUGACGGAAAGUUCUGGUUCUACUGCCUCAAGCCCACCGAGUACGCCAUCGACACAUCUGGUCCCUCCGCCGAGCUCCUCAAGAUCAUGGGCCGUCAUCCUUACCGCCCUGCUCAUAUUCACAUCAUGGUCACCCACGAUGAUUACCUCGGUGUUACUGCUCAGCUGUACCCCAACGACGAUCCCUAUCUCGAGACCGACACUGCUUGCGCUGUCAAGGACGAUCUACUCCUUGACUUCAAGCCUGUCAAGGAUGAGCCCAAGGGCGCUGUUCUCGAUGUCGAGUACAAUGUCAACCUUGCUUCCAAGAAGUACAAGCCUGACAACACCAUGUUGAUGCAGAACGCCAAUCAAGACAAGUUCUAAGCAAAUAAAAAAGAAAGAGAAGGGAAAAAAAAGAACGAGGCAUGAGGAUGUAUAUACAUAGCAUUGAAUGAGUGGACUUUAGCGUUUGAUUCAUGUAUUCGAUGACUACUAUAGUACUAAAUAGUAAGAGAUGAAAAUUACUGCA